Prunus armeniaca (apricot) is the source of this 1380-nucleotide messenger RNA. The record is from the annotation of a GenBank genome assembly. Lineage: Eukaryota; Viridiplantae; Streptophyta; Magnoliopsida; Rosales; Rosaceae.
AUGGACCCCAAUCUCCAAGUAUCAGAAAACCCAGAAUCCAAAUCGUCAGAGGAACAAAAUUCACUUGCCAUUGUGCCUUCCUCAUCACUUCCUCCUUUUGCCACUGCUUCCCUCUCUCUUUCUCUCUCUACAAUCCUCCCCACCCACUUUUUCCAACAACCCAAAGUUUCUACCUUGUUUUCUUCCCAGCCAAACAAGGUCAAGGUGCCCACUCAGGCCUCUUCCUUGGCUCACCUCUCUCUAUCCACGGCCAAUGUAACUCCUCCGAAGCUCUCAUUCAAGUCCACCAUCUCAGCCAACCCUCUGCAAAACCCUCUCUCUUUAGGCCCUCGCCGUCCUCUAGACCCCUCCAAUGGGGCCGCAAUUCGCCGAGCUUCCAUUGUCUGGUUCAGAAACGAUUUGCGUGUCCACGAUAACGAGUGCCUCAACUCGGCCAACAACGAGUCCAUGUCAGUCUUGCCCGUCUAUUGCUUUGACCCGAGAGACUACGGAAAAUCCUCUUCUGGGUUCGAUAAGACCGGUCCAUACCGUGCGUCCUUCUUGGUUGAAUCGGUCUCAGACCUCCGCAAGAAUCUCCAUGCAAGAGGGUCCGAUCUGGUGGUCCGAAUCGGGAAGCCCGAGACGGUUUUGGUGGAGCUGGCCAAGUCAAUCGGCGCCGACGCCAUUUAUGCGCACAGAGAGGUUUCGCACGACGAGGUUAAGGCCGAGGAGAAGAUCGAAGCCGCUAUGAAGGAGGAGAAUGUGGACGUCAAGUACUUCUGGGGAAGCACUCUGUACCAUAUGGAUGAUUUACCAUUUAAGUUGGAGGAAAUGCCCACGAAUUAUGGUGGGUUUAGAGAGAAAGUAAAGGGAUUGGAGGUGAGGAAGACGAUCGAGGCUUUGGAACAAAUGAAGGGCUUGCCCUCUCGUGGUGAUGUGGAGCCUGGGGAUAUUCCUUCCUUAAUGGAUUUGGGUCUUAAUCCAUCUGCUACAAUGUCUCAGGAUGGAAGACCACCUGCCAAUGCUUCCAUGGUGGGAGGGGAAGCUGAAGCCCUAGAGAGGCUCAAAAAGUUUGCAGCUGAGUGCCAAGCACAACCACCCAAGGGUGGCAAAGAUGGAAGCCAUGAUAGCAUAUAUGGUGCAAAUUUUUCAUGCAAGAUCUCUCCAUGGCUGGCCAUGGGAUGCCUCUCUCCCCGCAGUAUGUUUGAUGAGCUAAAGAAAACUGCUGACAGAACCAUUUCUGCUUCCUCAAAGCGGGAUGAUGGUGGCAGUGGAAUGAAUUGGUUGAUGUUUGAGUUGCUGUGGAGGGAUUUCUUCAGAUUUGUCACCAAGAAAUACAGUUCUGCAAAGAAACAGCUUGACGCUGCUCCAGCCACAGCAUGUACGGGUGCCCUUGCUUAG